Messenger RNA from Penicillium nucicola, 624 nucleotides. Its product is annotated as ATG16 family protein. The coding region runs from base 1 to 624 and encodes 207 amino acids. Lineage: Eukaryota; Fungi; Ascomycota; Eurotiomycetes; Eurotiales; Aspergillaceae. The record is from RefSeq and is a predicted model, not a curated record. The transcript has 3 exons.
AUGGCCCACUGGAGAGAUGAGUACUUGGCUGCCCUGACAGUUCGAGAUCAGAGAGAGAAAGCUAAUGCUUCUCUCUACGAUGCCUAUACUCGGCUUGCAGAUCGCACCAGCAACCUGCACGCUGUAGCUGCUGCUACGAGCGCCAGCUCAACCCCUAGACAGAGCGAUUCUCAAAGCAUUCCAGCUCCACUGCUAGUACCAUCUAAAAAAUUACAGGCUGCUGAAUCAGCCUCCACCCCGACUGAUCUUCUCAAUACAGCUCGUGCUGAGCUGUCUGAGGCACAGCGAUCCCGCUAUGACUUACAAGACCGCUUGAACCGAGCGAACACAGAGUUAGAGAAGCUCCAAAAGAAAGCCAAGUUGGAUGAUAGACGCAUCAGCAGUUUAGAAAGCGAGAAGGUGCACAUACAGCUUCGUUUGAAAGACAGAGAUGCCGAACUGAAAGGGAAAGCCAAGCUUUUAGAGGAUUUCCAAGAUGAGAUGGCAACCUUGAAUCUUCAACUCAACAUGUCUGAGGAUCGGUCAACUCGCCUUCAAAAGGAAAAUCAGGAUCUGGUUGAUCGUUGGAUGGCGAGAAUGGGCCAAGAAGCUGACGCCAUGAAUAAGGCGUCGAAAUUUUCUUAA